Solea senegalensis (Senegalese sole) is the source of this 2576-nucleotide messenger RNA. RefSeq names its product CSC1-like protein 2. The transcript has 16 exons. Lineage: Eukaryota; Metazoa; Chordata; Actinopteri; Pleuronectiformes; Soleidae. Gene Ontology annotation, cellular component: plasma membrane. Bases 43 to 1896 code for a protein of 617 amino acids. Gene Ontology annotation, molecular function: calcium-activated cation channel activity; nucleic acid binding. The record is from RefSeq and is a predicted model, not a curated record.
UUCAGGACUAAACUGUUGUGGAUCCACACCACGUUCGCCUACAUGUAUCUGCUGCUCACUGUCUACAGCAUGAGGAGACACACGUCCAAGAUGCACUACAAAGAGGACGACUUGGUGAAACGAACUUUAUUCAUCAAUGGAAUCUCCAAAUACGCCGAGGAGACGCAGAUCAAAGAGCACUUUGAACAGGCCUAUGAGAACUGCACGGUGCUGGAGGCGAGAAUCUGUUACAACGUGGCCAAACUCAUGUCUCUAAACGCUGAGAGGAAGAAGACAGAGCGUAGUAAGAAGUUCUUCACUGACCUGAUGUCAAAGGAACACGUUCCCACGAUGAUCAACCCCAAACCCUGUGGACAUCUUUGCUGCUGCGCCAUCACUGGCUGUGAGGAGGAGGAGGCGGUCAGCUUCUACACGAAGAGAGAGGCGAAACUGAAGGAGGAGUACAGGAAGGAGAAGGAGAAGGUUCACACCAAACCUCUGGGCAUGGCCUUUGUCACCUUCCAGAAUGAGGCAAUGACUGCUAGUAUUCUGAAGGACUUUAACGCGUGUCAGGUUCAGGGUUGUCGCUGUCGCCAGGAGCCACGUUCCUCUCAGUUCAGCGAGGUUCUCCACGUCCACAGCUGGAGCGUUUCUUACGCGCCCGACCCACAGAACGUCCGCUGGGAGCACCUGUCCCUGGGCGGAGUCAGGUGGUGGAUCCGCUGCUUCAUCAUCAACUGCAUCCUCUUCAUCCUGCUCUUCUUCCUCACCACACCUGCCAUCAUCAUCUCCACCAUGGACAAGUUCAACGUCACCAAACCUGUGGAGUAUCUGAACAAUCCCAUUGUCACUCAGUUCUUCCCGACUCUGCUGCUCUGGGCCUUUUCUGCUCUGCUGCCGACCAUCGUCUAUUACUCCGCCUUCUUUGAGGCUCACUGGACCAGGUCAGGAGAAAACAGGACGACGAUGCAUAAAUGUUACACCUUCUUGAUCUUCAUGGUGCUGCUGCUGCCGUCACUGGGACUGAGCAGUCUGGACGUUUUCUUCCGCUGGCUCUUUGACAGGAAGUUCCUGGCUGAUGGGACACUCAGAUUUGAGUGCGUCUUCCUACCAGAUAAUGGAGCUUUCUUUGUCAACUACGUCAUUGCGUCAGCGUUCAUUGGGAACGCCAUGGACCUGCUGCGGAUUCCCGGUCUGCUCAUGUACAUGAUCCGUCUGUGCCUGGCUCGCUCGGCCGCAGACCGCCGUAACGUCAAGAGGCACCAGGCCUACGAGUUCCAGUUCGGAGCAGCGUACGCUUGGAUCAUGAACGUGUUCACGGUGGUGAUGGCGUACAGCAUCACCUGUCCCAUCAUCGUCCCUUUCGGUCUGAUGUACAUGCUGCUCAAACACCUGGUGGACAGAUACAACAUGUACUACGCUUAUCUGCCGUCCAAACUGGACAAGAAGAUCCACUCCAGCGCCGUCACUCAGGUGGUGGCUGCACCGAUCCUCUGCCUCUUCUGGUUGCUCUUCUUCUCCACUGUCCGCACAGGUUUUAAGACGCCAUACUCAAUGUUCACUCUGGUGGUUCUGAUCGUGACCAUCGUGGUCUGUCUGUCCCACGUCUGCUUCGGAUACUUCAAGUACCUCAGCGCUCACAACUACAAGAUUGACACAAAGGACAGUGACGUGGACACAGUGGAGAACGGUCGUCCGACUCGUCCCUCGUCCUCACCCUCCACCAAGUCUCAGCAGCAGCAGAUGUACAUCGCUCAGGUUCUCCAGGACCCAAACUCAGACGAGCCGGGCAGCGGCGGUGAGGAAGACUGCGCGUCGUCUCAGGACGACGAGAUGCUGAACGGAGGGACCGGCAUCAACGAGGCGGAUUUCCAGUCAGGGGAGGACAGUCUGAUCGCCAACGAGGUCCACCAGUAGCUGGACCACAGAGAGUGGGCGGAGCUAAUCGAGUGUCUGGACAUUUGGAGAAGAAACCAUCUUUGCACAUGCAGACUGACCACUGUGAGCUCCGCCUUCUCUCCGCUCAAAGACUUGACCCUGACCUUGGACGCCAACGCUGUGUCACCGUCGUCCAGUCCCACACAUCUGUCCCUCCUGUCCCUCCUGUCCCUCACUGUACAUAACCACAAAGCCAAACCUCAUCAUCUUUAGUGUCCUCUGUGGCGGUUGGACGGUGGGGUUUGACGUUUCUGUGCCGCUUCUCGUACUCGUGUCUUGAUUCCUCGUCCCAUCUUGGGUCAUCCUUGGACCCAGGGGUCAAAGGUCAAACAAAUUUCGCCACCCCCCUCCGGUUAGCAAAGCGCUAAAUAAUUCAGCAGGCUGUUGUCGUGGUAGAAGCAGUUCCCUCUUCACCCUGUCCUCUGUUUCCAUGAAAACAUCUCCUGGAUGUUUCUGAUUCACUCUUCAUGACCUCCAGAGACGGUGGAUAAUAAUUCACACGUUCACGGCAGAAACUGACAUCACAGCUCUGAUACUCCUGUUGUUGAUUUGCUGAGCUUUUACUGCAUGAGGUUUCAAUUUGAACAUGUGGGAGCACGACGUGUGCCACAGUCACAGCAGCAGCUUCAGCUCCAGCAGCUCUAGCAGCUCCAGCAGCU